AUGGCUACAUCUCGAGUCUACCUUGGCCGACUGCCUCCCGAUGUACAGAGGACUGACGUCGAGGACCUCUUCAAAGGAUUCCCUGUGGCAGACAUCAAGCUGAUGGGAGCAUUCGGAUUCUGCGAGUUUGAAGACGCAAGAGAUGCAGAAGACGUCGUCAAGAAAUUCGACGGCUCUGAAUUGCUCGGCGAAAGGAUUCAAGUCGAGCAUGCCAAGGGCGGCAAGCGUGCAGCCUACGACCCUUACGGUGGAGGACGAGGAGGUUACGGCCCUCCUGGCUAUGGAGCUCGACCCGCGCCUCGCAUCCGAAGGGGUGCUUACCGAGUCCUCAUCAGCAACCUCCCUCCCAAGACGAGCUGGCAAGACCUCAAGGACAUUGGACGUGAGGCAGGUCAAAUCAGCUUCGCAGACGUUGACCCCGUCCGACCUGAUGAAGGUGUUCUCGAGUACGAAAACAAGGAGGACAUGGACCGAGCUCUGGCCAAGAUCGAAGGUCUCGAUCUGAGGGGCAACAAGCUGCGAGCUGACCCUGCUCCUGCCCGAGCCCCAUCUCCUCCCCCUAUGGCUGGCCCACCUCGUGGAAGGUACGACGACUACCCGCCUUACGGAGCUCCUCCUCCCUCUCGAGGCGGCUAUGGAGGUGGCAGGGGCGGAGGCUAUGGUGGAGGAUACGAUGGUGGUAGGGCAGGAGGCUACGGCGGUGGUUAUGAUGGCGGUCGAGGUGGCUACGACGGCGGACGGGGCGGCUAUGAAGGUGGUCGAGGUGGAUACGAGAGUGGACGCGGCGGUUACGACCGCGGUGGCUACGACCGCGGACCACGAGACUACCCUCCUCCCCGCAAGGCCUACCCUCCCCGUGGCGACUACCCAGAGGACAGGUACGACCGACGAGCAUCCCCUCCUCCCAGGCGCGACGAGUACGACUCUGGCAGAUCAGACUCGAGGAGGCCUAGAGAUCCUCUUCCUGAGCGAGAGAGGGACGUUGAGGCCUCUCGUGAGCGAAGCCGCUCUCCUGCCCCUCGUCGCGGCGACGACAGGGAGUAG
Microstroma glucosiphilum is the source of this 1044-nucleotide messenger RNA. RefSeq lists its product as hypothetical. The record is from RefSeq and is a predicted model, not a curated record. NCBI's taxonomy places the organism in Eukaryota, Fungi, Basidiomycota, Exobasidiomycetes, Microstromatales, Microstromataceae. Gene Ontology annotation, cellular component: ribonucleoprotein complex; cytoplasm; nucleus. The transcript is spliced from 5 exons. Bases 1 to 1044 code for a protein of 347 amino acids. Gene Ontology annotation, molecular function: mRNA binding.